Momordica charantia (bitter melon) is the source of this 2180-nucleotide messenger RNA. RefSeq names its product S-adenosyl-L-methionine-dependent methyltransferases superfamily protein. Gene Ontology annotation, biological process: 7-methylguanosine mRNA capping. The record is from RefSeq and is a predicted model, not a curated record. Gene Ontology annotation, molecular function: mRNA 5'-cap (guanine-N7-)-methyltransferase activity. Lineage: Eukaryota; Viridiplantae; Streptophyta; Magnoliopsida; Cucurbitales; Cucurbitaceae. Gene Ontology annotation, cellular component: nucleus.
AGAACCCUAUUUUUUAAGCAAAUAUUUGUAAAAGGUGGUAGGUGGGAUCAUGGUAUUAAAUAUUCGUCAACACAUCAACAUUUCUAUAUAACAUUUCUAUAUAUUCAUGAGUUCAACAUGACAGGAGGGAUAAAUCAAUAUUUCCAUCAUAUUACAAUAAAGAUUAACAAAUUAUAAAAAAUAUCAACAAAAAGUUACUAAUAUAUACUGUCAUAAUUAAAUGAGAUCUAACUAAGCGACAAUAUGUCCAAAUUGGGUCGAGGGAGAAGAGGACUUAGGUAUACAAACCAAGCAGUGAGGUCAAAGUCCGUACGUAGAGGUCGAGCAGCUCAGGCUAAGGCCGCCUUGGGGUCGGCGUCGGUCAGUAGGCCCAGAACUUCGACAAGGCCUCUCCAACUAUUAUGCUUGGCUCGAUAUGACUAAACCUAUCUUGUCUUGGUGAGACCCUAAAACAAGCAAACAACUCCUCGACCUUGGGCCCACAACAAGGUGCACAGUCCCAUAAGAGCACCCGGAUUCAACUUCUAUUAGACUAAACCAUAAUCCUAGUUUUCAUACUCAGCUAUAUCCGAUACUAACUUAGGUAUCAGAGCCUGUGUAGCUAGCAGGAUCCACAUCAGUGUUCAGUGCGCUAUUGGUUUUUGCAGGAUUCAUGCUCGUUUCUGUUUCAUCAUUUGGUGCGAAUUUGGCGGGAUUUGAAGGAGCUUAAAUUUGACAUCAAAUAAGACUUGCGCGCAAUUCAAAUCUUGGAGACGGAGAGUGAAAAGGGCGCGAAUCGUUGCUCCGGCGACCGGAAACUGGCUCCCUACAACUCAAAUGAGUCAACUCGCUGGUCCGAGAACGGAAUCGAUUCACCACCGCCUUUGCGACUUCGCUAAGACCGCCCUUAUCAAGAUCUUCGCGCACCCCUACGUCACGGUAUGUGAUUUAUAUUGCGCGCGAGGAGCGGAUGCGGAGAAGUGGGACGAAGCUCAAAUCAGUCACUACAUUGGACUUGAUGGAUCCACUUCUGGAAUCAGCCAAAUGCGAGAGGCAUGGGAGAGCCAGAGGAAGGCUUACGCUGCUGAAUUCUUUGAGGUUGAUCCUUGCGUGGAAAAUAUUGAAACCCAGUUGAAAGACAAAACUGAGACAGCUGAUCUAGUCUGCUGCUUGCAGCAUCUGCAGAUGUGUUUUGAAACUGAGGAGAGAGCAAGUAGACUUUUACAUAAUGUAUCAGCAUUGCUGAAACCUGGGGGUUAUUUUUUUGGUAUUACUCCUGACUCGUCUACAAUAUGGGCAAAGUAUCAGAAGAAUGUUGAAGCAUACCACAAUAGGAGUACUAGCAUGAAGCCUAAUAUUGUACCCAAUUGCAUUAGAUCGGAAAGCUACAUGAUUACCUUUGAAGUCGAGGAAGAAAAGUUCCCAUUGUUUGGGAAGAAAUAUCAGCUGAAAUUUGCAUAUGAUCCCUCUGCUGAGACUCAUUGUUUAGUCCAUUUUCCGAGCUUCAUCAGGUUGGCUAGAGAAGCGGGUCUUGAGUAUGUCGAGAUUCAGAACUUAACUGAAUUCUAUGACGACAACAGAGCACAAUUUGCAGGAAUGCUCAUGAGUUGUGGUCCAAACCUUGUGGAUCCCAGGGGGAGACUUCUUCCUCGAUCAUAUGAUGUACUAGGUCUGUACACAACAUUCAUAUUUCAGAAGCCAGAUCCAGACAUUACUCCACCAAUCAUGUCCCCCUUAUUGCCAGAAACUAGUUAUGAUCUCGAAGAGAGAGAGUGGCAGGGGAGUGGGUGGCGAGAUGAAGAAAGAAGUGUACAGGCAGAGCAUGUUUCCGGUCCGAUUCCUGUUGCGAUUCCGGUUCACGUUCCGGUUCCAGUCCCUGUCUCCGUUCCCGUUCCUGUUCCUGUUGUUCCCGGCCCCGGGUUGGGUAAGAUUAGUGAACAGAAGGGGAUUUUGGGACCUGGCCCUGCAGACUUACGUUUCCCGGAGGCUCUUUAGCUGCCCUGAUGGACCUACUUAGACCAAAUGGAUCGUAGUUGAUAAUUAAUUUAUAUUUAUUAGGCUUAGUUUGAUCAUGUGCGAAGUAGGAAAGGUUUACAUUGGAGAAGAGAGAAUUUAUGUAUUUCACUUUUCCUACUUAAUUUUUCAGCUAAGAUGGUAACUGAUUUAUGUUAAGAAAUAAAUUGUUGGGCUUAAUUUCGUCA